Messenger RNA from Gossypium arboreum, 6502 nucleotides. RefSeq lists its product as uncharacterized. The record is from RefSeq and is a predicted model, not a curated record. NCBI's taxonomy places the organism in Eukaryota, Viridiplantae, Streptophyta, Magnoliopsida, Malvales, Malvaceae. The coding region runs from base 904 to 6261 and encodes 1785 amino acids. The transcript has 13 exons.
UCGAUAUGGAGCAAUUUUAAAUUAUGGGAGCCCCUUAAAGAACGCGGACUCCUUCGGAAAAAAAGAAAAGAAAAAAAACACAAUGCAAAGAAGAUGAAAGAUGUACAAAAUCUUUUAUGUAGAUCGGACGGCCAAAAGUCUAGACACACUCAAGCGUGGGCGCCACUGGCGAUGAUUCUCCACGUGUCUGAAUCUCCUUGCAGGAACACCAAAUUCCAUCUCUACCCACACUUACCCAUCUGCUUCCCAUUCUCCCAAACCAAACAUGCCUCGCCCCUUUCUGGCUUCCUCUUUCCUACAACCUCCUUUCUUUCGGCUUCGACUCCAGACCUCACCUUCGGUUCCGAACCUCAAUUUUGAUCCUCUGGUAGUUGAAAGUUUUACACUAUAUCGAUCACUUUAUCUCUCUCUCUCUAAAAAAAAAAAAAAACCAAAAUAGUUCUCUCCAUUUAAUAUUUUCAUUCGGAUUCAAACCCUAAAAAGUUUUGAUGUUCUUCAAGGAUCGAUUAUUCGAACUCCAUUUUAAAGGCUUGUUCGCUUAACUAAAUGUGAGUUUUUGGACAUAGUUUUUGAGUUUUAGCGCCUGUUUGGUUGCCAAGAAAAUGGAGGAUGCGGGGCAUUUUUUACCGAGGAAUUACAAAUUUUAAUUUCAGGAGAAGUUGUAGCAGUUCUUUUAUUUUUGCUCUUUAAAAGUAUUUGGUUUGGUUGCUUCUUAAGCUUAUCUUUUAGCAUUUGGAGUCCAUUGAGCUUUACAUGGUAGCUUUUGAUGCUUGUUUUUCUUAGUGGAGGAUAUGGUUGAGUUUCAAAACGUGGCAACUGUGGUGAAUUUUAAAUGUGUGGAAGAGGUAAUAAUUUUGUUCUCACAAAAUUUUAGCUGCUGAGUAUUUUCGGCUUGGAUUAUCUAUGCCUGGCAACGAAGUUGGUGAUAGUAUCCAUAAUUUUCUUGGCCAAGAGAGCUUGUCCCUGGGCCAGCAUCACUCACAGCUCAUUGACAGUACCUGGCCUGGCUUAAGUAACAAUCUGUGGGUUGAAAGCCAGAGACAAGUUGGACCCCUUGUUUCUAGUGUGAAGAAUUUGAGUGUACAUCAGUUAGCUGAGUUUGACAGGGGGCAUACUGGUCAGACUUCAAGCCUGCAGCAUGGACUGGACUUCACACAAUCUGGUAUGAGGUCUGAAAUUGCCAGAAAUCACUCGCAAAAUGAAUCAUCAAUUGCAACUGGCUAUAUGCAAGUGCAUCAGGGUUUCCAGGCAAGGCAGAAUAAUACAAACUUUUUGGGAGUGGAUACAGCAUCUAGAUGCUUGCCAGUUCUUGAUUCACAUAUAGAAAGUGGCCCUGAUCUUCAUGAGAAAAAUUCAUUGAGGUUGGAAUCUACUGCAUCUCCCGUUAAUUGCAACUUUCUUGGUGGGCAACCGCACGUAAAUGGACAGCAUCCUGGCAUGAUCCAGCCUUUACCGAGGCAGCAAUCAGGGAUGACUGGCACACAACUGCUACAGCAACAUUCUAUUCUUAAGCAAAUGCAGGAAUUUCAAAGGCAACAGUUUCCAAAUCCUCAGCAGCUACAAGAAGCAAGGCAGUUGAGCUCUAUGAAUCAGGUUUCAUCUUUUGUAAAACAGGGAUCAGGCAGCCUUUCUCCAGCUACAAUCAAUGGUGUUCCUGUCCAUGAUGCUUCAAAUUAUUCUUUGCAACCUGAGCUUAUGACACCAAAUGCAAAUUGGCUGCAGCAUGAUGCCUUUUCAGCUCUGCAGGGAUCAUCUGGUGGAUUUAUGUUUUCCCCUGUGCAAAGCCAGGUGCGUUUGAUGGGUUUGGAUCCUCAGCAGGAUAAUCAAUCAUUUAAUGGGGUCUUUAACGGCAGUGCAAGAGGAAAUCAAUAUCAAUAUUUGUCUGUCCAAAUGGAUAAGCCUUUAUUACAGCAGGUGCCAGCUAGCAGUAAUUCCUUUCCAGGUAACCAGUAUGCUAUGUUUUCAGACGAAGUUGGGUUGCAAGAUGGAACUUUGCUUUCUAGACAGGGUGAUCUGGGUAAAAGUUUAUUUGGUGCUGCAGCUGUUCAAGAUUUAAAUAGUGUAUUUCAUUCAGAAAACUUGCAGCAAAUGACUAUCCAGCCAAAAAGUGCAUUGAUGGAGUCUCAUGGGAGGCAAGAAGAACAUCCUGGUCCAUUGAUGGAGUCUCAUGGGAGGCAAGAAGAACAUCCUGGUCCAUCAGAAACAUCCCUGGAAAAGUCAGCAAUUCAGGCUGUGCACUCUCAGAAUGUCGCUUCACUAGAUCCAACUGAAGAAAAGAUUUUGUUUGGUUCAGAUGACAAUGUGUGGGAUAUCUUUGGAAAGAGCACCAACACGAGCGCAGUGUUGGAUGGUACAGAUUCUUUUGGGGCAUUUCCUUCUCUGCAAAGUGGAAGUUGGAGUGCUCUUAUGCAGUCUGCUGUAGCAGAAACAUCCAGCAGUGAUAUAGGGGUACAGGAAGAGUGGAGUGGUUUAGCUUUGCAGACUAGCGAACCUCCUAGCAGAAACAUGCCAUCAUUAAUUGCCAAUGAUGGCAGCCAACAGCAAUUGCCUGGAGUUGAUAACAACUUGCAGAAUGCCUCAACAGUGAACUUUAAACCUUUUCCCAUGUCUAUUGAUGCCAAUAUCAAUCAUGAUUUUGGUAGUACUCUUGGGGUUCAGCAAUCAGGUGUCCAGACUGCAAAUGAACAGACUGGGAGAAUGCAUAAUGAUUCUUGUCAGAGGUUUGUUCAACAUUUAACAGAAGAAAGAAGCAAAUGGUUAGAUCGCAGUCCUCUUGAAAAGCCUGUAGCUGAAAGUGCCUCACUCUUUGGAAAUGUUGCACACUCUCCUGAUGUGCACGCAAGUGCAAAGAGCAUCUCAGGCCACCAAGGCAUGGCCUUAUUUAAUCCUCAUGGUCUGCCUCACAAUAAGCCAAAUGAUUGGAACUUCAUUGAGUCUGCAUCACGUAGUGGUGGGGCUGUAUCAAAUAGUCAGGAUAUUGAAAGCUCAUCUCAACCUUCUCAGAGUAGUGAUCACAAGGGUGGCUUGUAUGAGGAGAGAGGCCUUGGUUCUGAUCUUGAUCAUCCUCUUUCUGAUGUUAAUAUUGGACCAGGGAAUGUAGAUUCUGGCUUGGGAAGCCCACAAGUGAAUGAAGGUUCUCGUCUGGGUAAUGUUGCUGCAGUAACAGAUUCAAGAACAAGAAGGGUCAUCAAGGAAAGCAGUCAGCAACUUCCAAAUGGACAUAAUCUUAAUCUCUGGAAAAAUAUUGAUUCUAAAGUAAACUCUGGACCAAGCAGUACACCGGCAAAUUAUCAGCAAAAUCUUGAUAAGAGCCCUCUAUCUUUUGAUUCAUCACGAAAUAAUUGCUUGGAGAAAGGAUUGUCUGAAGCAAAUAUGUUGGAGAACUCUAAUGUCAAAGAAACUUCAAAUGACAGUUUUCACUCGAACGUAUCCCAACAUACCUCCACUGGUGGCAUUAUAGGCGAUGGCUGGUUGGAUGCAAAUGAUCCACUGGCAGGAGAACAGAAGUCAUCUGUUCAUGUUAGUUGUAAACCUUCUGGAGCCUACAAAUUUCAGUAUCAUCCUAUGGGGGAUCUGGAUGCGGAGGUUGAACCUUCUUAUGGAACUAAAAAUCUCACACGUAUGCAAGCAAUAGCCCAACAUGGUUCUCAAGGAUUCAAAGGUCAUGACCAAGGAUAUUUUGUGCAGUCAAAUUAUACUGGACAUGCUGCUGGCAAGUCUACAGAAACUGAGAAGGGUUGUAUUCCUGGCAUUCAAGUAGAAGAGAUGCCUUCAACUCUUGGUUCUGCACCUGACAGAUCUUUUAAUUUCAUCCCAAACAAUACAGCUUCAAUUAGUCAAAAUAUGCUGGAGCUUCUUCAAAAGGUUGAUCAACCUAGGGAACCUGGUACUGCAACACACUUAAGCUCUUCUGAACGCAAUCAAUCAUCUGAAAUGCCAGAUGCAGAAACUUCUGAUGGAUCAGUAGGCCAGUUUCAGCACAAUAGGCCCUCUACUUCUCAAGGUUUUGGGUUACAGCUAGGUCCCCCAUCUCAAAGGUUUACCAUUCCAGACCGGUCAAUUUCAUCUCAAAGUUCUCCACAAAGACUUAAUUCUCUAAAUUCAGUUCACAUCUCUUCUGAGGCAAGAAGGAAGGGUCAUACCUUAGUUGGUCCAACAGCUUCUGUUCAGUUACCUCAUGGAGAAUUCAAUGGAGAUAGCAGGAAUAAUAUUUCACGAGUCUCCGGUCAUACCAACUACAGAGCCUCACAACAUAAUAUUGCGGGCAAUGUUUCUGCAGAUUUUAGUGGGUUUACAUGUCAGUCAAAGCAGAUUGAUGACUCUUCUGAGAGAGCUCAAAUUAGUCAAUUGGGAAGGAUAUCAGCACCUCGCAUGCCAAAAAGUGCUACGGAUGACCUUUCCUCUUCAGAGACUUCCUGGCCAAGUUAUAGCACCCAAAACCAUGCAAGGGUUACAGACCAGCAGUUUCCAGUGUUGGAGGCUAUGCCAGCUUCCCAACCUUCAGGAGGUGCUUUUACCAAAAUGCCUAAUGUAUGGACCAGUGUCUCAGCUGCUCAACAUCUAUUAGGAGCUCAGGCUUCUUGGGCCUCACAGAAUUUGUUGAAGCACCAGCAGCAGUCAAAUGGUAACUCAGAAACAACUCUUCCUAGGGAAAAGAAGCUAGAUGAUCAAAUUGCCUGGGCAGGAGGGAAUGGUGCAACUGAGUUCCCUGCAGGAUCUGCUAAACCACAGAACUCUGUUAGAGAAGAGCAACCUGCAAAAGGCCAGCAGUUAUUGCCAGAGGCUGAUGCCAGCCAAAAUCCUGCAUGUAUGCAGAGAGACAUUGAAGCUUUUGGCCGUUCUUUAAGACCAAAUAAUACUGUACAUCAGAACUAUUUGUUGUUGCAUCAGGUGCAGGCCAUGAAAAAUAUAGACAUUGAUCCAAGUAAUAGGAGUGUUAAAAGAUUUAAAGGUCCAACUCCAGAGUCUGCUUUGGAUGCUCAACAGAAAUCUCAAGGUGCAGAUCUGUUACCUUAUGGAUCCAAUAAUAUGAUGAGAGAUGCGUUAAUGAUUUCUUCUAUAGUUCCUUCUGGAGAUUCUAAGAUGCUAAACAUGUUGUCGGGCGCUGGAGAAUACACUGAGAGACAGUCAUCUGCUAAUGAUACACUGGCAUUUGUUCAGAAUGAUUCUCUGAAUUUCAACAAUGCUAAUAAUUCAGCUGGUUCUGAUAGGAGUGAACACCCUCAGAUCAGACCCCAGAUGGCUCCAUCCUGGUUUGAACAGUACGGGGCAUUUAAAAAGGGGCAAAUGUUGCCUAUUUAUGAUGCUCAGAAAAUUGCCACAAUGAAGGCUGCAGACAAAGGAUUUAUCGUUGGUUGGCCUUCUGAUAAUUUGCAUGCUCUUGAUUCUAGUGAGCAGGUUAAUGCUGCUGAUGCUAGUCAGCUGGAUGGUACCCGGCAAAAUUCAAACCUCAUGCCAAUAGCAAGUGGACAUAUCUCCUGUCAGUUACUUCCUCCCGGUAUUCCAAAUCAGAACUUGAUUGUUAUGAGAGCAAAAAAGCGUAAAAGUAUGACAUUUGAGCUUGUAUCAUGGCAUAGAGAAGUGACACAAGGUCGUUCAAGACCUCAGGACAUCAGUGCGGCUGAAGCAGGAUGGGCACAUGCAGCAAAUCGAUUGAUUGAGGCUGAAAAUGAACCUGAAAUGAUUGAAGAUUGGCCGCCUGUGCUUAGAUCAAAAAGAAGGCUUAUCUUGACAACACAGCUUAUGCAGCAACUACAUUGUGCUCCUCCAAGAGCAGUUCUUUCUGCAGAUGCUAUAAAAAACUAUGAGACUGUGGUCUAUUUUGUUGCCAGAUUAGGCUUAGGAGAAGCAUGCAGCUCAGCAUAUAUAUGUGAAAGUGAUAAAGCUGUUCCUUCUGAGAGUGGAAGCACCCUCCCUGAAAAGGUUAAGAAGAGAAAGCAGUCCAUCUUAAAGGCUGCAGAACAGUUUGUCAUCGCUGCGGAACAGUUUGUCAUCACUGCAAAGAAGCUGGAAAAUGAUUUACAGAGUCUGGACAAGAGAUCCUCAAUCUUGGACUUAAGAUUGGAAUGCCAGGAUCUAGAGAAGAUCUCACUCAUCAAUCGUUUUGCCAAGUUCUAUGGUCGGGGACAAGCUGACAGGGCCGAGACCUCAUCGACCUCUGCAGCAAUUGCUAGCCCUCCCAAAUUCUUCAUCCAGAGAUAUGUUUCUGCAGUACCGAUGCCUAGGAAUGUUCCUGAUAAGGUACAAUGUCUUCCACUUUGAUGAUUAGCUAAUUGGUUUUUUCCAGUUCAAGAGUUGACUGGAUACUGGCUGACUUAUAGGUGAAAUCUUCUGAAGAUUUCUUAGCUGUAAAUACAAUAUAAUUGUUGUAAAUAUAGAUUGGCAGCUGUAGAUUAUUUUUCCUUAUUUAUGUUCUUUAUAGUCUACAAAUAGGAUAUAUAUGAUACUAAUAGACUUUAUGUGUGGCAAUACAAGUCAAAAACCUUUUUGCAUUCCCCCUUUA